GGGGCGGCCCCCUCAUAGUUAUUGAUGACAUGCCCGCUGUUGAUGGGCCUCUAGCCUCGGUCCCCCCGAAGGAUCCGGUGAAUCCCCCCCGGGAGGAAUUACCCCGGGAGAUCCGUCAGCUCUCCUUUGCCCCCGGCGCUUCAUUGAUGCACGGCACUGCCGAGCCGAAGGCCUUCCUGCGGGGCAUCACCUCGAAGAUGGACAGGGAAGUCUUCGAGACCUACGACGAUGAUGCCCUCGAGAACAGGAUCCUCCGGUCCUCUCUCACUGCCUGCAUAGCCCUCGGGGAACAGGCCCGGAGGCGCGAGGAAAGGCGCCUUCACGAGGCCGCCCAAGAUAAGAAGAUGGAGGUGCUGAUCCGCA
Cuscuta europaea is the source of this 363-nucleotide messenger RNA. The record is from the annotation of a GenBank genome assembly. Lineage: Eukaryota; Viridiplantae; Streptophyta; Magnoliopsida; Solanales; Convolvulaceae.